Molecule: messenger RNA, 2869 nt
Organism: Lingula anatina
Lineage: Eukaryota; Metazoa; Brachiopoda; Lingulata; Lingulida; Lingulidae
Product: caprin-1
Cellular component (GO): cytoplasm
Molecular function (GO): RNA binding
Source: RefSeq, a predicted model, not a curated record
GUGGUAAAAUGAGUCGUGCUCAACACACGUGAAUUUGCCUUUAUUCGAGUUGUUGCUGUUGAAAGGAUGCCUUCUGCCGCUGCGAAGAGCGACGUUAAGCCCGUUUUUGAGGGCGACAGCCCCAUCAAAGCUGCACUUAUCGUUGUGGAUAAGAAAGUUAGAAACCUGGAAAAGAGGAAGGGCAAGCUAGAUGGUUACCGUGAGAAAUACAACAAUGGAGAAACGCUCAAUGAAGACCAAAAGGAAGCCAUAGACAAGUAUGAUUCUGUGAUCAUCAAUUUGGAGUUUGCAAGGGACCUGCAGAAACAGUUUAUGCAAAUUCAGGCGGAGUCUGAAAAGAUGCUGAAGAAGCAACAGAAGCGUGAAAAGGGUGAGAAGCAAGCACAAGAGGCACGGCGAAUGCGUGAACUUUUACAUCUUCAGAACGUCUUGGACAACAUGGGGUCUGAAACUGUGAGGCAGGACUUUAAGGAAGGGAAAAGAGGUGCAGUGGUUUUGACUGAUGAGAAUCUUAACCAUCUGGACGAGCUGUUCAAGUUAAUCAGUCCGACCAGAGAGGGAGAGACCAGUUAUGAGAAACAGCUGAAUGAAGCCUCUGAACACAUCGUGAACCUGCUGGAUGCCAAGGACAAGCCUGUCUUGGGGACCACCUACAAGGCUCUGAAAGAACUCCUGAGCAAGAUUGAUGGCUGUGGCUAUUUUACCAACCCCCCUGCUGAAGAAACAGCAGACCAGCAAGAUAAUGCUUCUGAGGACAGCAGCGGAAACAGUGAGGAGUAUGUGAUGGUGAAGACGGAUGAAGUCCCUGAUCAGAGUUCCUCUGAGGUGCGUAUGACUUCCCUGCCUCAGGACAGUGCAACCCAUCCUCCCCAAACCCAGCAACCCCCACAGACCCAGCAGCAAGGCAACGGAACAAACAUGGUGGGCAUCUCAUUCUAUACUGAAACCCCCUCCCAAGAAGCCAUGACUGCAGCCGUUGCUGCAGCAGCGUAUCAAAAUCAGCAAAGGCCAUUCCAGGAGAUUGUGUCGUCGGUUCAGGGCACGUACGACUUUCUCCAGGAAUCCCAGAUUGAGCCAGACUCCCCCCAUGUGGACCCAGCAGUUGUAGCUGCCCAGCCCAUGGUGCCAAAGAUUCCUCAUCCACAAUCACAGACAGAUGGCAGUGGUCUCUCCUCGCAGUCUUGGGGUGACCAGGCCGAUCAUCAUAGCGAACAGCUGCAGGAACAGCAGCAGCAGCAGUAUUUCCAGUCAGAAUCAACACAGCCACAAAAACAAACAUUACAAAGUCAGCAGCAAUCCAGCUAUGACACGUCUGCCUAUGGCAGUCAAGGCUAUGACAUGAUGUCACAAAAUGCGCCGUCCUCCUACGGCGGCACUGGCCUGGAACAUACACACAUGAACUUGAAUGACGGAGAUAGAACGCUGCCUGAUGUGCCCCCUAGUAUUCCUUUACCAAACCAGACGACCCUCGCAGAUCAACAGGCUGACGAGAAGAAGACAUUCACAAUGAACGCCAGUGCCCCUGUAUUCCAGUCUAUGUAUACUCAGGCUCCAGCAGCUCACACAGAAUCCAGCAGCAUUGCUACCACAGUGGAUAGCAUGGGACAGCAAGACAUGACGUCAGACUAUAACUCAGCAGGUGGCUAUUCACGGAAUCAGUUCAAUGGCUAUGGUGGACGUGGUGGCUCAAGAGGUGGACCACGUGGAGGACGAGGAAUGAACUCUGGAUACCGUGGUGGUAGAGGUGGCCCCCCUUUCAAUUCAAGAGGCGGUUUCCGGGGAGGAAGAGGUGGAGGAGAAUCGAGGGGAGCAAGAGGCACUUAUCAUGGCUACCCGCCUCGUAGCAACUACAGGCCUGAAGGAUACCAGGGAGUGAAUGGUGGGUUGGACACUUAUAACAAGCAAGGCGCUGGUGCACACAGGGGUGGAGGAUACAGAGGUGGACCCCGUGGUGGUAGUGCAGGAAGAGGGGGAAGGGGAAAUUAUGGCGGAAAAUCCAACAGCUAUGGUGGGUCAACACCUCCACAAGUGGCAGCAUAACAAGAAGCAACAACAACAAAUAUUAAGUCUCGAAUUUGAAAGUCCAGUAAAAAAGAAAACAACAACAGCAGGAGAAUAGUGUGGUGUUAGAGACAGCUUUCUCCUUUUAGAGCUUGGAUGUUUGGAGUAUGAAGGAAUGUACUCCUCUAACUUUUCAGUUUGAGGCUAAAGAUCAGCGAAGUUAGAAGGCAAAUUUCAAGAGCAACAACAAAGUUGGAAGAAAAAAAUAUUUAAAAAAAAAAACAAAAAAAAAGUAUUUGUCAUGACCAAUAGGGAAAGUAAAAACAAGACUAUCAGACCCAAGUGGAUUGCUUGAUCUAGAGUCAUCUCAGCAACAGUGUUUUGGUUCUAUAAGUAUAACUAACAACUUAACUGUGUUGUUCGUAAGUAUAUAUUUAAGAAAGCAUGAAAUCCCAAACUGGGAAUUUUCAGUUAAGAGAAAAAAAAAGUAAAAAGCAGAAAAAAAAGAGAAAAACCCACUGAUGUGACAGAGCACUUUGUUAUUUAGCUAUGUUUCCUCAGGAUAACAAUCUGUUGCAGCGGUUCUUUUACUACAUCCACUCCAUAGAUGCUUGAAAGCUAUGUUGAUAAUUUGCUUAGGGGAUUGGGGAAGGGGGUGGGACCUGUACAGAGUUGGACUGUGGCAGAGCAUCUUUUGUAAACAAAUUUUUAGGGUUCCUUGUCAAAGGCAGUAUGUUAGGUAUCAUAUAUCGGAUGUAUUGCGGAUGUAAAUUUAAAGUGAUGGUCCUGUCUUUAUUUGCUCCCAUCUCUGCUUUUGUAUGUGCAUACUCAGAUGUUUAUAGAAGCCAAAUAAAUUCUCUCAGUAAAA